Messenger RNA from Phaethon lepturus (White-tailed tropicbird), 1354 nucleotides. RefSeq names its product germ cell-less, spermatogenesis associated 1 (gene GMCL1). The transcript has 13 exons. Gene Ontology annotation, biological process: germ cell development. NCBI's taxonomy places the organism in Eukaryota, Metazoa, Chordata, Aves, Phaethontiformes, Phaethontidae. Gene Ontology annotation, molecular function: protein binding. The annotation marks the transcript as partial. The record is from RefSeq and is a predicted model, not a curated record.
GAGUGUAUCUCUCUUUGUUUUUUUGCAUAGGAAAAAAUUGAAAAGCACUUCUAAGUAUAUUUAUCAGACUCUGUUUUUGAACGGGGAGAACAGUGAUGUCAAAAUUUGUGCUCUGGGAGAGGAGUGGAACUUGCAUAAGAUAUAUUUGUGUCAGUCAGGCUACUUUUCCAGUAUGUUCAGUGGAUCUUGGAAAGAAUCUAGCAUGAACAUCAUAGAGUUGGAGAUUCCUGACCAAAAUAUUGAUAUAGAAGCUCUGCAGGUGGCUUUUGGCUCACUGUAUAGAGAUGAUGUGUUAAUAAAACCCAGUCGAGUAGUUGCACUUUUAGCAGCAGCCUGCAUGCUGCAGCUUGAUGGCUUAAUCCAACAAUGUGGUGAAACAAUGAAGGAAACCAUUAAUGCAAAAACUGUGUGUGGUUAUUAUAAUGCAGCGGGGACAUACGGGUUAGACUCUGUGAAGAAAAAGUGCCUUGAAUGGCUCUUGAAUAACCUGAUGACUCACCAGAGCGUUGAACUCUUCAAAGAACUCAGCAUAAACCUCAUGAAACAGCUGAUUAGCUCUUCUAACCUAUUUGUAAUGCAAGUGGAAAUGGAUGUGUACACUGCUCUCAAAAAGUGGAUGUUCCUUCAGCUAGUGCCUUCUUGGAAUGGGUCUUUGAAACAACUCUUAACCGAAGCUGAUGCCUGGUUUGCCAAGCGUAGGAAAGAUUUUGAGGAUGACAUUGCAUUCCUGGAAUCAGAACAGGGGAAUGCGUUCCUGUCCGUGUUCACACACUUGAGAUUACAGUAUAUCAUCAGUGACUUGGCAUCAGCCAGAAUUAUUGAGCGAGACUCCCUAAUACCCUCAGAAUGGCUGUCCUCUGUUUACAAACAGCAGUGGUUUGCCAUGCUCAGAGCAGAACAAGACAAUGAUAUUGGGCCUCAAGAAAUAAAUAAAGAAGAACUGGAAGGAAACAGCAUGAGGUGUGGUCGAAAACUUGCAAAGGAUGGUGAUUACUGCUGGCGGUGGACUGGGUUCAACUUUGGCUUUGACCUUCUCGUUACUUAUACAAAUCGUUACAUCAUUUUCAAACGGAAUACGCUGAAUCAGCCAUGCAGUGGAUCAGUCAGUCUGCAGCCUCGGAGAAACAUAGCCUUCAGGUUACGUCUAGCCUCUUUUGAUAGCAGUGGGAAAAUUAUUUGCAGUAGAACGACAGGAUAUCAGAUCCUAACCCUUGAGAAGGACCAGGAGCAGGUAGUAAUGAAUUUGGACAGUAGACUCCUGAUCUUUCCGCUCUAUAUCUGCUGUAACUUCUUGUACACGUCACCAGAGAAGAAGGCUGACAGUGAGGCACUGCCAGAUAGUUCGGAAACCUGA